UACGGUUCUAGAGCUGACCAAUUUAUCGUAUAACAAGAAAAAAUAACACUAAUUAGGUUUAUCAUUGUUUGCAUUGGUGUAUUGUGAAAUAUUAAUAUUAUUGAAUAUGCUAUAAAAAAUACAAUUAUGAAUUGUCACCAAAUUUUGAGUGGAGCAUGUAAUGCUGGCGAUCGAUGUUUCGCAACAGGCUCUGUGGAAGGAGUCUCGUUUACAGCAUAUGCUGCAGGAUGUAAUAUUGUGAUCUUGGCUAGCACAUUUGAAAGAGUGCAAAUUAUUCCAGGAGCGACACAUGGCUAUGUUAAAAUUUCCGCACUUGACUGCAGUACCGAUACCGGAAAAAUUGCUGCGUCUUAUGAAAACAAGAUAUGUAUAUUCGAGCCCACUCCCGUUCUUCUUACGAACAAGAAUGUCAAGCACUAUUUGGAUUAUAGAUGGGUGCAAACCGGUUCCUUUAUGUGCAACUAUCAUGUUUUCACACUUUCCUGGAAUUUAGAAGGCACACGUCUUCUAACCGGAGGCUCUAUAAUCGAAAUGUGGAAGGAAAAAAAUACAGAAAAAGUAGAGGAGACUUCUAAUGGUGUAAAAUUCGAAAUUGGUGGCGGCGAUCGUGGUAAUAAAACCCCUACUAACGAGAGUCAAGAUGAAGUAGUCACCUGGGACACAAUAUGGUCGUGCCAGACUGCCAUUCCUAUUUAUCACAUGGCAUUUAGUCCUGACGGCACGCUAUUCGCAACUUGCGGGCGUAAUGAUAGGCUUGUAAAAAUUUGGUAUGAAAACAAGCAGGUUUUAUUUCCAUCUAAAAACAAUAGCAAAUCUGUUUUUGGACAAGAAGCAGAACUUAAUUUUACAUAUGUUUAUAUUGCACAUCCAAGAGCAGUAACAAACAUUGCUUGGCGAAAAACGAGCAAGUAUAUGCCGAAGGGAUCCGUAUCUAAUAUGAUAGUUACUUCUUGUCUGGACAAUAUCUGCCGCAUUUGGAUAGAAACUGUAUUGCCCGAUGAUGGUUUAAUUAAUAUGACGCAGUUUGAUCCUUUGGCAUCCCAAAAUCCAAAAUUUAGAACGCAACGGCACAAACAUCGGUUCAUGCAGCGAUUAAAGCAUAUGAAAACUUGCUUUCACAUUAGAAGACAUGCUAAGACAGAGUCAGGGAUGGUUAAUUAUCAAGCAAAUGCUUUAGCAGACACCUUUCAUGGGCCAAUACCAUCUCUGCCGUCUUCAUGCAGCGUUCAUGACUUUCAUUCAUAUGGUUUUCAUGGAACGGGUGUUUCUCCAGGGAUGCAUUUUCACUUAGCCGCUUCAAUCAACGCAGAAACAGAUAUUCCACUAGUUCCGUCAAUGCAUUCGUCGGAUAGUUCCAAUCAAAACAGCUUUAUUUUACACUGGCUUAAUAAUAAGGAAAUGAAUUUUUCUCUACAAGCUGAAGGCAUAUUACAAGAGCUAACUAAAAAAAUAAUUGACGAAGAAAGUACAAGUGUAUCCACUAAUAACGUUUCAGAACAUAAUGAACCAGAAGUUGCAGAUGAAUCAAAAAAGAAGUUCUUCCGAGCUUUGUCAAAGUCAUUAUCUGCAGAGGAUAGUAAUUCUGAAGAAUGCAAAAGCUCACCACAGCACAAUAAAAUCGGCAAUUUACAGAACACAAAUUCAAUGUCAAAUACAGCAUCCCUAAAUUCUCUUAAUAAUGAUAAUAAUCAUAUAAUAAAUCAGUUUGCUGACUCUUUAGAUUUCAAAAUUGAAUGUUUGUUAAGAGAUUGGCAUCAAAGUCCAGAUCUAGUGUUUGCAAUUCAUCCAAUUGAUGGUAGUUAUCUAAUAUGGGUGGUUGAUUGGCUCGACGAUUAUUAUCCUGGCUCUUUUCGUCAAGCCCAAAUUUCGUUUUCAACACGAAUACCUUUUGCAUUUCCUCUUGGAGACGCGAUGUCUAUGUCAACUACAGUGAGUUUAUAUAAUACGGGAUCGCCACCACUCAUUUUUAGAGAAAUUGCAAAUAGCGUCAAGAGUAGAAAUGAAGAUAUGGCCUCAUUUAAAGAGUCACCGAAUGCUUCACCAGUGAAUAAAGCAAGUAAUCCGGACAUAAAUGAGCAGGUUUUGAACACCAUAACAACUAGUAUUUCGCCGUCUGUUUCCAUGGUUACAAAGCACUCUAAUGGGACAUUAAAUUUGUGGCAACUAACUUUUGCAUUAAAAACGAAGUUUACCCAAGUUCUUAGCAUUGGACAUGUGUGUAGAGCUUCCGGUCACCGAUUCAGAGUUAAUGACAUAACAUGCCAUCCUGUUUUACCACUUCUUGUCUCAACAUCACAUCACAAUUUACCAGAAUCUGAAAAGAAAAUGCCUAACAGUGCUGAGAACCUCCCAUACAAUAAAGACGUUUUCACACCAUCUGGAUUUUGUUCCGAAUUAAUAUUGUGGAGAGUUGAUUCUGUUGGUCCGCUUUGUCAUUCGGGCGGUGUAAGUGAACUGGCACGUAUUAAUUCACCAGAAAUAUCAGCAUUUAGUAAUGUAGCUUGGAUUCCUACUUUAUUACCCAGUACAACUUUGGGAAGUAGCAGCAAUUCUCCAUCAGCGUGUUUUGUUGCUAGUGAUGGCGAGAACCUCAGAGUUUAUCAAGCGGUAAUUGAUGCUCGUACUUUACUUGCGGAGAUAUCUUCAUCAGAAAAUGCAAAUUCCUUUUAUAAAUCCAACUCAAUGGUGUCAAUUUAUUCAAAUGCUUCAUCAACAUAUAAAAUGAGAAAAACCCCUUUUCAUGAAAAAUUAAAAGUUGUUUCACAACAGUCCACUGCUCGUCCCGGAUGCAUAAUUCAACUUGAUCCAAUAUCAGAAGCUAAACACGAUUGGCAAAAUACACAAUUUUUACACGUAUUUCAAGCCCAACUAAUUGAUGGAGGACAUCGAAUGGAAUCUGAUUUAGAUGCAAUUGUUGAUUUGCAACAAAAUUAUGAGUUUAAGGAGCCAUUUUAUAUUGUUAUAAUCGAAAAAACUAUUAAAGGUAGCACAAUACAUAUGUGGAGAAUAAUUAUUUCUUCGAAGGAACAAAAAACUUUUCUACCAGACACUGCGAUGUAUGUCCCAGAUAGUAAUCUUGUUCAAGAUAUAGAAGACUCGGAUUUAGCGGGGCGUAGAAUGUCUGCCGCUAAUGUAUUACUUAAUAAUUCCGAAGAUCAAGGAAAUGAUACUUCACAUAUGACAAUAACAACGGAAAAAGUUUGCACCCAGGAGCUACCAAUGCCAGAAGGAGUUGAUGUCAUCCAUGCUUCCCCAGCUGCUGGUCAUUUAAGCUCGUCUUCAAUCUACCCAGCUUGUUAUGCGCCCUAUAUAAUAGUGACAGCAUGCUCAGAUUCAAUCUCCCGCUUUUGGAAAUGUGAAACAACUUCCGAUGAUCCUGAAGAUUUAUCGAAAAAAAUGUAUAAAUGGGUGGAAUGGAAAAUGUUUAGUAGAGUACAGGAUUCUGCCAUAGAAAUACCUGGGCAGCCUUUAAAUAUUAGCGCUGCUUAUUCUGGUCGGGUGGCUUGUGCUUAUAAAUAUGGUAAAAGUUUUACUCGUCCUAACAAAGGCGAUCCAGAUUCCAGAUAUAUUAAUCUUUGCGUAGCGAUUUAUGAGUGUGAAAGUUCGGGAGGAAGUGAAUGGGUUCUAGAAGAUACAAUUUACUUAAAAAACGUUCAUUUGCCACGUAUGAACAUUGAUCAUGGUAUUGACCUUAGUUAUUUGCAUGACAGUAGAUUACUGCAGAAGAAACAACGUUUAAACCAAGUUUUCCAAACUUUCACCCAAGAAGACGGAAGAUCUCCACGAAGCGGAGAUACAACGCCUGAGCUUACAACUAAAACAUCGUCUACUUCUGGACUGCUUGCAGUUCCUAGUUUUAGUACUCUACAAUCUCUGAGGAAAAGUAUUGCUGAAAAUGGAAAUACCUGUCCAUUGACCCAAAAACAUCUUGUUCAACUAGAUUGGGUAUCAAAAGAGGACGGAUCACAUAUAUUAACAGUCGCUGUAGGAAGUAAAAUUCUUUUAUAUACUGCAGUAUCAUCUGAUAUUGCACAGGCUAAUAUUAAAGCUAUGAAAGUGUCUAGAUCAGCCAAUCGUCCAAUUUUACGUAAAGCGAGCUCCUUGGCUCAACCACAUUUUAAUGAUGAAAUCCGUUGGAUGAAACUACGUCAAAUUGAUUUACAUACGGCCGAUGGGUUACCACCCUUACCUAUGCAAAUAUCAUGGGUACGGGACGGAAUAUUGGUGGUUGCAAUGGACUCUGAAAUGCAUGUUUACUCACAAUGGAAGCCUCGUUUUAAUCAGCAACAUAGCGUUGAAGAUAUCUGCGAUUCAAGAAAUCUUCGUGAUGAAGACUUGAGAUCUUUGGCUAAUGAAUCCACGCAACUACGUUUAAAAACGGCAACGUCUAUACCGUUAAUAAGCAAAGUUAGUACUGCUAAUCUUCAAUUACUUUCUAAUGAGAAACGUAAGAGGUACGGAAAUUCUAGUGCAAGUGUUCCAACGGGCUGCGAAACAUCAAAUGAUGAUUAUAUGCCUGAUUUCGGGUUGUUUCAGGCAUCUCGAAUCGCAUGCCCUGUACUUCCACAAUAUCAUCCGAAGCAACUAAUGGAACUCUUAAAUUCUGGUAAAAUCAAUUGGGUCAAGGCAAUAUUAGCUCAUUUAGUUCGAUGUAUGAGCAGUCCAAAUGAAUAUGCAUCAACUUCUGAGGACGGAAGCUCAGAGAAGCAGCGAGCGUGGUCCCGAUCUAGAACUCUCUCCAUCAGCUAUGUAGGAGAAAUAAAUGUACCAAAUGAGCACAGAGGAUCAACUACACAGGUACCAGAAGAGUUGAUGCUUGACUAUACUGAAAUUACAUCUAUACCACCUUUACCUUUAUGGGUGCUUUUAAACGCUGAUAAAGAGUUGCCAGGACAAGGAAUGAAUGUUCUCGAAAACGGUAAAGAUUACAAUGAACUUUUUGAAAUCAACAAAUCAGAAGAUAAUUUGGACGAUCUACUCGAUAACGACGGCGAGCAUUGCAAGUUCGAAAGAAAACUAUCCAUGCCGGAGAAGUUAAGUAUAUCCCAUUUCGGCUCACGUCAAGGCCAGCUACUGUCGCGCCUUCUCACUCAUACACAUUUACCUGGAUUAUCAUCUUUGGAUCAAAUGCAUCUAUUGGCACUUGCCGAUACUGUUGCAAAUUUUAACAGUGAUUUUAGUGAAAAGUUUUCUUCGGAUCAUGGAAAGAGUGUCCCUAAAGAGAUGACUGGUAACGCAAUGUCAGAAUCAUUGGAUGAUUGUGGUUUACGGUUUCUUCUCGCUAUGAAGCAUUUUACGUAUCUUUUACGAUGUUUGCCAUUGAACCAAAGAGCCCAAUUUCAAAAGCAGGGCAUUGGAACGCCCAAUAUAGUAUGGGCUUUUCAUUCUGAAAGUGAAGAGGAGCUGUUGAAUUUGAUUCCGUCAUAUUCGAAAGGGGACCUUAGGUGGUCCACCCUUAAGGAUCUUGGUGUGGGAUAUUGGUUGAAAAAUAUAAAUACCUUAAGGUGCUGUGUAGAGAAACUAGCAAAGAGUGCAUACCAAAUGAAACAAGAUCCAUUAGAUGCGGCCAUAUUUUAUUUGGCUAUGAAAAAGAAAUCAAUUGUGUGGGGUCUCUUCAGGUCUAGGCGAGAUGAAAAAAUGACUGCAUUCUUUUCCAAUAAUUUUUCUGAAGAUCGAUGGAGGAAAGCAGCGCUUAAGAAUGCUUUUGUUUUGCUAGGAAAACAACGUUUUGAACACGCAGUUGCAUUCUUUCUUCUUGCAAAUUCUUUAAAUGAUGCAAUAGAAGUUUGUAUAAAUAAAUUGGAGGAUUUCCAGCUGGCAUUAGUAAUAGCAAGACUUUUUGAAGGUGAUAUCGAAAUAUCCUGUAAGUCGACUUAUCGUAGCCUACUCUCUGAACACGUACUCGGAUUGACCGAUGAAAAUAGUGUAUUUGAUGCAAAUAAGGCACAUCCCGAUCCUUUUCUUCGAUCGAUAACCUAUUGGAUUUUGAAGAGAUAUCAAGAUAGCUUGCAUACACUGCUGUUAAAUGGUGUUGGUACAAAUCAUGCUGCUUUUAAAGAAGAAGAUAUGUUAAAAUCUGAAACAUCUGCUACCAACCCCAAUGUUUUUAAUUUCUAUAUAUAUUUACGUACACAUCCUCUGUUGGUCCGCCAAAAUUUAGCAUUGUCUGCACAGGAAAAGAAAUGUGCAAAUGUCGUCCUAUCAGGAUUUAGUUAUUCUGGGGAUAAUCAGAAGUCUAAAUCAAAUGAUAAACAACUUCAACUUGAAGAUUCAAUUACACCAAUUGAGAGGCAACUUUACUUUACCACAGCUCAUGCACAUUUUAAGGCUGGAUGCCCUGCUUUAGCUUUGGAAGUUUUAAAUAAAUUACCCAUGAAGAUUAUGGAUUCAAACAGUAUUUUCGAAGAAACUUCCACCAACGCUUAUAAAGAAGACCAAAUUACUUCUGGUAUAAUUGAUUGGAGUGCGCCGGUAGUGGAUUCUUCUACAGAUUUUGAUUGGAGUGCUCCUGUUUCGUCUUUACAAAAGGAAGAAGCCUUUGAGAUAAAAUGGGAUGAUAGUGAAGCUCCCGAAAACGAGGAGGAUGAUGAAGCCGUAGAGCAAGUAGAAAGUAAACCGCAAGAAACUGAUAAUGAACCGCAAAAAAAUCAGUUGGGAACAUCAAAAGAUGUCAAAAUAGAUAUAAUGGCUCAGCAACUAAAAUUCGUAGCUUGUUUAAAAAUAUUAAUGGAAGAACUUUCAACUUUGGCUACUGGAUUUGAAGUUGAUGGCGGUCAACUACGAUAUCAGCUUUACAUUUGGCUGGAGAAGGAAGUUGAAGCACUAAAGCAGCUUUGUAAUUAUUGCAACUACGACUCCGUUGAUUUGGAUUCUUCUACGCAAAUAUUAGACGUUACACUUAAUGAAAGAGACCAAAACUCUACAUCUUUCGUACUAUCUGAGAAACCAACUCUGCAUGAAAUUUUAAUGCAAGAAAAAUACGACUUUGAAGCUAAAGUUUUCAGAGCCGCCAAAAGGAAGCGUUGGCUUAAAGGCAAUGAAACUCUUCUAAGGACUUUGCUCAGCUAUUGUUCGCUUCAUGGAGCUAGUGGAGGUGGUCUUGCUUCCGUGAGAAUGGAAUUAGUUCUUCUUUUACAAGAACUCCAACAAGAGAAAACGCAACAACAGUUAUUAAGUCCACUUCCCUUCCCUACAACUCUGCCUUUAUUGAGCGCUUGUGUUGCUGGCAAUAAAACUGUUAGCGCUGAUCCCAUCAAGUAUUUACAGUCGCAGACAAUUGAUAUGCUGCAGACUAUAAUCAAAAUAUCUCCCCCACCCGGAGUAACAUCAAAUUCCUUCUGUGAAAUCUUCAUUCUUAGAGAUUUAUCCAUCGCUCUCUCAUCAUGUAUUUAUCAAUCCUUAUGUGACUCGGAAAGCUUUGUUGUACAUAAUAGCUCAACAUUAAAUGGAUUUCAAAGUCCUGGAAUAGAAAACAUUGCCAAAUUAAAUUCACUUUUUGAGUGUUCUCAUUUAAUUGGUAAUACAAAUGCUUAUAAUAAAAGGAGAAAGUACUCCUGCGAUGAAUCCACUGCUGUUUGUACUUCUCCAGCAAAAUGGCCCGGUGUUACAAAUUUAAGAGCGCUGUUGGCAAGGGAAAAAGAUGAAGACAUUCCAAAAUUAAAUGUUUUAUUACUUGAGUCAUUUAUUGCAACAUACAUGUCUCUGUUAAUAUAUUCAAUGGCCACUUGCGAUUGUCGUUUGUUAUACAGACUUGUUGGACAAAAGUUUUCAACCGACACAUGGUCAACUAUAUUUGGCGGUGGAAUGAAAAAGCUAUUAAGAAAAGCAACAAUACGAAACGAAAAUACAACUACGAGUCAACUACCAUCCAAUAACUCGGAAGAAAGACCUGACGAGAGCGGAGUUUGGAACACGGUGACUUCAAUCACCAAACAACGUGUUAAACUCAAUAUGAAACUGCUCGGUACAUUUAGUCAUAAUAGUACUUCAUCAAAUAUGAAAGAGGAUAAACCAACUUAUCGGGAACAGUUCGUCCCGCCAGAAAUGUCAAUGCUUUCGUAUUUUCUCUUGAAACCCGCUAACUCAGAUGAAGACGACUAUGAUACUGAUGAACCUAUUGAAAGUGAUAACGAAGAUGAGGAGGGUGAUGAUUCUUCCAAAUUAAACUAUCAACAACCAAAGUGCAAUACAGAACAUUUGAAUCCAUCUUCAUAUUCUUGGAGUAUUUUACGUUUAGCAAUUAUUCAGCUUGUUUCUUCCAAAAUACAAGAGUUCGUAAACGUUGCUGGCAUCGAAAUACAAGAUCUACCAGUAUUGAGUCCUCUUUCUCAUGAGCUUUUGCGAACACUUCGACGAUGGCAAGAUUUUGCCAUAAAUGUGCUUAUAACCAAAGGACCGCCACCUGAAGACUUUAUUCCAGGUUGCUUUGUUGAAAAUAGCGGUCAAGGGCCAGCAAUACAUAGAUAUCGCUCCCUCUUAAAUAAAGAUAAUACCCCGUUCCUCUUAAACUCUUCCACUGGACCUGUUCGAAGAUUGUGGAAUUACUUGGUAAGACAAGAGCAGGCGCAGGAAGUUUUUAUAAAGGCAGUAUUUGGAAAGAAGUUGGAUUACCGAACUAUGACACGAGAUAAUGUUGACUUUAAAUUAGAAUCCGGAUCAGUGAAUGAGAGUGAUGAAUCCGAGCAUAUUAGAGUAAUUCAUAAGGAUCACGAAGCUUUGUUGUCAUUUUGCUUAAACAACAAUUCUUCUGGGAUGAUUGCGUUAGCAAGUCCACGUGAAAUCCAAGAGCUUGACAUUACAAUGCUACUAGAAUCACCAAAUUGGUACGAAGACGAAUGCGAUUAUGAUGUCUUAUCAAAGGAAUCAGAACCUUUGUCUACCACUGGAUUUUUGGUUAUACAAACUCAGGAACAGUCUCAGCAUAAUUCAGCAAUUAACUCAGACUCUUCAGUUAAUUUCCAGUCCGCUUCGCAAUCAGGACGGGGAACCUCGUUGAUUUUGCGGCAUAAAGUUGAAAAUGUGAAACGAAUGAGUUCUCAUCCAUUACUCCCACUUUAUCUAACUGGUGGUCAAGAUGGAUCAGUCCAGAUAUGGGAAUGGGGUCAUCAACAAGCUGUUUGUUCACCAAGACCUUCUGGAACAUUCGCUAAAGUGACACGAUGUAGAUUUUCUGAGCAAGGAAACAAAUUCGGAAUCGGUGACGGCGAUGGAAACUUAAGUUUGUGGCAAGCAGGCAUUGCCUCACAAAAUAACAGACCAUUUUUCACGCACCAGUGUCACAACAAAUUGCUUUCGGACUUCGUGUUUUUGGGCUCAUGCAGUUUAUUAGCAACAGCUGGCCAAAGUUCUGAAAACAAAAAUAUAAACAUUUGGGACACAUUAUUGCCUCAGAAAAAAUCGUGCGUUUCAGCUUUUACGUGCCAUGAUCAAGGAUCCUCAUGUUUAUGUUUUGCCCCACAGCAUCAAUUGUUGAUAUCCUGCGGAAAAAAAGGAGACAUUUGUAUAUUCGACGUAAGGCAGAGGACCCUUAAACACCGUUUCCAGGCACACGAUGCUACUAUAAAGUGCAUUGCCCUUGAUCCUCAUGAAGAGUUCUUCGCUACAGGAUCCGCAGAAGGAGAUAUUAAGAUAUGGAACUUAAAUCAGUAUUCGUUACUUAGCACAUACCCAGCUGAACAUGCUAAAAACAGUUUCUUCAAACAUAUUGGUCAAGGUGUUGGUCAACUACAUAUAGAUAAUUUCGGUCGACUAUUCUCUUGUGGCUCUGAUGGUUGCAUGAAAGUCCGGCAGCUAGUGGAAAAGGAAUCCGUUGUUCACUCUUUAUAUUAAAAUAUGUUACGAAAUAUAGUGUCAGUUUACUAAUCUGAAUGAAUUGCAAUUAUUAAAAACAAAAAUUUUAAAAUUACACAUUUAUAUACAACUAAUAUGAGUCGAAAACUCGUUCUAUUCUAAAAACAAAUUCGAUUCGAUUGUCAAUUCGUAAUUCGAAGAUAUUAGAGAUUUGUUAGAAACUCCAAGAACGAGCUAGUGCUGCUCGAAAUGACCUUUCAAAGGCUAUCACUCGAGAACGAACAAAAUUUUCUGUCGAAUCGCAAUAGAAUAUAAGGGCAGCGGAUAAGAUUAAAGCUUUGUUAUGGGUAGUUUGUAUAAUGACGAUAUGAUUUUUCUAACCUUCUCUUUGCUCAUUUGAAGUUAAAAAAAAUGUAGAUUAAAUGAAAUCGAUAUACUGAAAUUUGCAGGCAAAGAUUUGAAACUCCCAAUAUUCAAAAGUCCUAGAUAUGAACAACACGAAAAAAGUAUAGUAAAUUAAUGAAAAUAUGCAUUUUUUGUGAAUAAUGGACUGGUGACACUAUUGAGUAUUAAAAAUAUUAUUACCGAAAUACUUUUUACUACUUUUCAUCUCUAUGUCAUUUCGCUUCAUUGCUUACUUCUCUGGAUUGGCAGUAAGCAGAACAAACGAAAGUGUUAUUUUAUGUA
Ceratitis capitata (Mediterranean fruit fly) is the source of this 10476-nucleotide messenger RNA. RefSeq names its product dmX-like protein 2 (gene Rbcn-3A). Gene Ontology annotation, biological process: vacuolar acidification. The record is from RefSeq and is a predicted model, not a curated record. NCBI's taxonomy places the organism in Eukaryota, Metazoa, Arthropoda, Insecta, Diptera, Tephritidae. Bases 127 to 9828 code for a protein of 3233 amino acids. Gene Ontology annotation, molecular function: protein binding. Gene Ontology annotation, cellular component: RAVE complex. The transcript has 21 exons.